AUGCUGCGUGACUAUACCCCGCCUUUCGACGCGACGGUCGUGGACAUCCUGAGAAGGGAAGGAGCUCACCUUGCCGGGAAGACCAAUCUGGACGAAUUUGGCAUGGGUUCUCUGAAUGCUCACAGCGCGUUCGGACCUGUUACGAACCCGUUCAACUCCGCGGUAGCCGAUGCGCCACGGCAUGCUGCAGGCGGAAGCUCUGGAGGGAGCGCUGCAGCUGUUGCCGCUGGACUGUGCGAUGCAGCACUAGGAACUGAUACAGGUGGUUCUGUACGGCUUCCCGCCUCAUACUGCGGUGUUGUCGGUCUGAAGCCGUCCUAUGGGAUGCUAAGUCGAUGGGGCGUAAUCUCAUACGCGGACAGUCUCGACUGCGUAGGCAUCCUGGGGAAGGAUGUCGAAACUACACUCACACUAUUCGACACCAUCUCCCAGUACGACCCCAAGGACCCGACCUCCGCUUCUGACGCAGUACGACGAAGAGCGAAGACCGGAUGCGACGAACACAUGUCCAGCUGGGCGAAGGGAGAUAACCUCACAGGUCUGCGCGUCGGAGUACCACAGGAGUACUUCCCUGCAUCUCUCUCUGAGGAGGUCCAGCAACGUCUACGCGACGUUCUGAAAGCCCUUCGCGAGGCAGGCGCUGAGCUCGUACCGGUAUCACUCCCAAACACGAAGUAUGCUCUGAGCGCGUACUACGUUUUGGCGAGCGCGGAAGCCAGUUCGAAUUUGGCUCGCUAUGACGGCGUUCAGUAUGGUCUGCAAGUACCACCGCAACCACAUCAGAUCGGCACCGUAGCCGAUACAUAUGCACUUUCGCGCACAGCAGGUUUCGGCCCCGAAGUGCAAAAGCGCAUCCUACUCGGUGCUUACGCCUUAUCAGCCGAGGCAUUCGACAACUACUUCCUGAAAGCUCAACGCCUACGAAACCUCAUCCGCGAAGACUUCCGCUCAGUCUUCAGCGUACCGGAUCCUUUAAUCGACGCCACGUCAUCGCCAUCUGAUGGUGUGCACGUACUCCUUCAUCCAUCCGCUAUACGAACAGCGCCCCUCCUCCCGGACGCCACUGAAGCCGAAGUCGAGAUCAAGUCGGACGGCGCCGGUGAAUACGUGCAGGACGUACUCACAGUGCCCGCGUCGCUGGCUGGUCUUCCCGCUGUCAGCGUUCCCGCACCAUGCACGGGGGAUCAGUGGCCGAUUGGCGUGAGUGUCGUUGGGCAGUGGGGUUGUGAGGAGAUGGUUCUUCGUGUGGCUCAUGCUAUAGAGGACAUUUCAAGGCCGUAG
Messenger RNA from Peniophora sp. CBMAI 1063, 1281 nucleotides. Lineage: Eukaryota; Fungi; Basidiomycota; Agaricomycetes; Russulales; Peniophoraceae. The record is from the annotation of a GenBank genome assembly.